Gekko japonicus is the source of this 1848-nucleotide messenger RNA. RefSeq names its product hypoxanthine phosphoribosyltransferase 1 (gene HPRT1). The record is from RefSeq and is a predicted model, not a curated record. Gene Ontology annotation, molecular function: magnesium ion binding; hypoxanthine phosphoribosyltransferase activity. Lineage: Eukaryota; Metazoa; Chordata; Lepidosauria; Squamata; Gekkonidae. The transcript is spliced from 8 exons. The annotation marks the transcript as partial. Gene Ontology annotation, biological process: GMP salvage; hypoxanthine metabolic process; IMP salvage.
UUUCAGAUUGGAGAUGAUGAACAGGGGUACGACCUAGAUUUGUUCUGUAUACCAAAACAUUAUGCAGAUGAUUUGGAAAAAGUCUACAUUCCUCAUGGACUUAUUAUGGACAGGACAGAGAGGUUGGCACGAGAAAUUAUGAAGGACAUGGGAGGGCAUCACAUUGUAGCACUCUGUGUUCUUAAGGGGGGCUACAAAUUCUUUGCUGACUUGCUGGACUACAUUAAAGCCUUGAACCGAAACAGUGACAAGUCUAUUCCUAUGACCGUAGACUUCAUCAGGUUGAAAAGCUAUUGUAACGACCAGUCAACUGGUGAUAUAAAAGUAAUCGGUGGCGAUGACCUCUCGACCCUAACUGGGAAGAAUGUCUUGAUUGUAGAAGAUAUAAUUGACACUGGUAAGACAAUGAAGACCCUCCUGUCUCUGCUCAAGCAGUACAAUCCAAAGAUGGUAAAGGUAGCCAGCUUGUUGGUCAAAAGAACACCUCGAAGUGUAGGAUACCGGCCUGACUUUGUUGGAUUUGAAGUGCCAGACAAGUUUGUUGUGGGAUAUGCUCUAGAUUAUAACGAAUACUUCAGAGAUUUGAAUCAUAUUUGUGUGAUAAGUGAGACUGGGAAACAGAAAUACAAGGCAUGACAGCACUCGUUCAAAUGCAAGAACUACAGGACUUUGAAGCAUACAUCCACAGCGUCCAUCUUUCACUGUCUUAGGCUCUGGACACCAGCUUAAAAAUUGUGGAGUGCUCCAGCCUUGUCAUUUGCUUGCUAUAACUUAUUGCAUGUACAGUAUGGGAACUUUGUCUUGUUGAUUUACAUUUGAGACUAUGUCAGUGCAAUUCUGCACUUUUGUUUCUUCUUUUUUUUAAAUUUGCACUAUGAAUCCACCGAUCCUAGCUUCUCCACAAUCCCUCCUGGGGAUUUACUCUGUGUUUCAGUUUUAACUCAGUUAUAAUUCGUCAUCUUCCUUCCUUUUAAACACCCUCAAACCAGAACUGAAAUAGUUAUUAUAAGUACUGUAAAUGUAUAAGGCAUUUUAAGAUGGGAAAUCUAUAUUAGUAAUAUUUUUUAAAAAAAUAAGUAAUUUAAGUUUUAUAUUGUAAUGAAUGCAGAAUUUGGGUGGUUAUUGGAUAGCUGCUCCAGCAUAGAAAUGAUGUGGCCUACACAAAAAAAGGCAUGAGUGGCCACUGUUGACGACUUCUAUGCUCUUGAAGGAGUAUGGAUGACCUGCUGACUGCUUUUUCUGGAGUUGCCUUACUGAGUGUGAAAAAUGCCAUUUUGGCCUAAAAAGAGAGUGAGUGACAAAACUGAAUGUUUAAGCAUUCCACUUAAUUUUCCACCUCUCGGAGGAUUGGUGGCCACUACCAACUUUCAGAUAAAUCCCACACAUGUGAUGACAAGAAUCCUCAAGACUUGCAUCUGAGGAGUUCCAGGAUUGUACCUUAGUUGUCCUGUUCCUUGUUCAUCAGUUUAGCAGGGUUGCCUUUUAUAUCUAACCAUCUUGUUGUAUUUUACAUCUAUGAACCACGAUUGUAAUGCUGACUUUUAUGAAGUGCAUCAAAAAAAUGCACAAUUAGGUAAUGGCUGUCUCUCCAAAGGUAGUACCUUUUCCAUCUGCUUAAACAUCUCUGGCACUUUUGACCAACAAUCGCCUCUUUCUAGACAUGGAAGCAAACUCUGGGCCAAGCAGUAAUGCUGCUAAGAUUCCCAGUAUCUUGUAGUAGGUAAAAGUAAUUGCAGUACUAAGGAAAGACAUGUACAGUUGUUUCUGGUCAGAUAAUAUUUCAACUUGUGCUCUGGCAAAAUAAAUAGCAAAAGAUGAACUGUUCAUUAAACACCCAUGUGUGGAAAA